AUGUGGACCAUAUGGAGAAUCUUCAAACGGAGUGACACCAUCAAGGAAAAGCAUCCAGGUUGGAGCUCGCUAUUCGAAUUCACGACUCGGCGACACCUGCCGACUCUCAUAUUCGGGUCCAUCUUCGCCAUCGCUGCUAGUUGCGUGACGCCAGCACUUGCAAUCUUCCUCGGCAAUGUUUUCGACGCGUUCAAUUCUUUCGGAGCUCAUCUGACAGAUGCACAAGGGCUUCGCAGCCACAUCCUCACGAAUUGUUUCGGAAUGAUAGGUUUGGGCGCGGCGGGUUGGUUCCUGAAUGGUGCAUACUUUGCCACGUUUGUUGCAUUCGGUGAGAUGCAGGCCUCUAAUAUUCGCAGCAAGGUGUUCUUAGAGCUGCUAAAACACGACGUUGAGUGGUUUGAAGCUAAAAGUGAGGGCUCUGGCGCAUUGCUGACGGGGAUACAAGCGCACAUACAUGAAAUGCAGAUGGCAACAUCACAGCCACUCGGACUUGUACUGCAAUACUCGUGUCGCUCACUCGCUUCGCUCGGGCUGGGCUUCUACACAUCAUGGAGGCUCUCUCUUGUAACACUUGCCGGCAUCCCCGUGUUUUCCUCCAUCAUUGCAUUCCUUGCUUCAAGAAUGAAAUACAGCAUCACAGCACAACAAGAGGAGCUUACGGAGGCAUCUAAGGUUGCCAACAAUGCCAUUACCAAUAUCGAUACGGUCAAAUGUCUCAAUGGACAAGCCUUUGAGCAUCGGAGCUUCGCUGAGCGCAUCGAAAAGUCCGCCACCCACUAUCUUCGACAAGCUCGGUUGAACUCCUUGCAAAUCGCAUUUAUUCGGUGGAUGAUGUUCGCUAUGUUUGUCCAGGGGUUUUGGUAUGGUAGCUCUCUUGCCCGUGCCGGAACACUUACGUCGGGAGAGGUUCUCAGAACGUUUUGGGCCUGCUUAACUGCAGCUCAAUCUAUCGAGCAAAUCCUGCCACAGAUGAUUGUGAUGGAAAAGGGCAAGGUCGCUGGUAUUGCCCUGAAAUCAAUCAUCCAGAGCCGGAAAGCAGACAAGGCUAGGAAUGAGGCGAAGGGGGCUAGUUAUCCGCAGCACUGUGAAGGUGAUAUCGAGAUCAAGAACGUUUCAUUUUCAUAUCCCAGUCAGCCAGACCAAUGCGUUCUCAAACCGUCAAGCUUUUUCUUCCCUGCCGGGGAAACGACAUUCGUGAUAGGGAAGAGUGGCUCUGGCAAAAGCACUCUGAGCCAAUUGCUGAUGCGGUUCUACUUGCCAAACUCAGGCGAGAUCCUCAUCGAUAACAAUCCAAUCGAAGAUCUCGACAUCAAGUGGAUUCGCAACAACAUUACUCUUCUAGAGCAAAGGAGUGUCCUAUUCAAUGAGUCUGUACUCACGAAUAUCGCCUUCGGUCGACAGGAUCAUGAGUCUGUGACCAUGCAAGAUGUACAAGAUCCAAUUGACCUGGCCCAGCUCGGAAACACCAUCGACGGUCUCCCAAACGGAAUCAAUACUUGCGUUGGCCCAGGUGGAAGCUUCUUGAGUGGAGGUCAAAGGCAGCGCGUUGCCAUCGCCAGAGCAAAGCUACGCGACAGCCCAAUACUAAUCUUGGAUGAGCCAACUAGUGCUCUAGAUCACACCAACCGGGUUGCAGUGAUGAAAGCAAUCCGCGAGUGGAGGAAAGGAAAGACUACGAUAAUCAUCACCCAUGACAUGUCGCACAUCCAGGACCAAGACUACCUCUACAUCCUCGAACAAGGUUCAAUCGCAAAGUCAGGCUACAGAUAUGCGGUUGAAGCCAGCCCUGGCAGCGAGAAGUAUUUUCCUGCAAGGGUCGACGAUGGACUGGGAACCAAGCCUCGGAUGGAUCUCCCAGUGGACAACUCGUUAUCUGAGAAUUUAGAGGGCUUAUGGCCCCCAAUGGCUCUGCUGGGCCAUCAUCGCGCCAGGACAUCCUGGGCUCAUGGCCACAUUCCGCUUAGCUUUCGCUCCGCGUCUCUGGACUUGACUUCAAGAAGGAAUUCCGAAUAUGUGGUCAGGGAUGGAGAGUUCCCGGGAUUGCCGUUGCGAGAUUGGGGCCGACGCGUGUCCUUCACGGCAGACACACCACACCAGCAGAAAGGCCAGGACGCCGUAUCUAUCCAUGUUCCUACGGAGGAACUCGAAAUGGGUCAUCUCAGUGGUGAAGUAUCAAACUCCGACGGAUGGCCUCAGGAAGUUACCCCUCUGGAUCGGUCACAUUCACAACGCCGCAGUAGGCCCCAUCGACGCCGAGAUAGACCGAAAAAGCAGCAAGCGCCCAAAGAGGAUAUGACUCCGCUCUCCCACAUUAUGGGUACCAUAUAUCCAACUUUGACCCUUAAGCAGCGGAUAAUUCUUUUCCUAGGAUUUGCAGCAGCAAUAGCCCAUGCAAGUGCAACUCCGAUAUUCUCAUUCUGCUUGUCGCAACUGUUCGGAACCUUCUACGCCGGAUCAAACAGUGAACAUUUGACAAUGACAUGGUCACUUGCCGUACUGGGUGUCUCAUUCGGAGACGGUCUUGCAUCCUAUUUCAUGCAUUAUUUCCUAGAGCUAUGCGCCGAGGCCUGGAUGAACUCCUUCAGGAAGACUGCGUUCGAACGCAUCCUCGACCAGCCACGAGCCUGGUUCGAAAAAGAUGCCAACGCAUCUCUGCGACUCACAAUCUCCCUCGACCAGAACGGCGAAGACAUGCGAAACUUGCUCGGCCGUUUCGCCGGGUUCGUGGUCGUCGCUGCUGCAAUUACCGUUAUGGCGAUUAUCUGGAGCUUCAUAGUUUGCUGGAAACUAACACUCGUUGCUCUUUCCUGUGGACCGGUGAUAUACAUUAUCACCCGGGGCUUCGAGGGAACGAAUGGAUUGUGGGAAAGGCGAUGUAACCAUGUGAACAGUAUGGCCGCGGAUGUCUUUACUGAGACUUUUUCGGAAAUCCGUACUGUGAGGACGUUGACAUUGGAAGGUCAUUUCCAUCGGAAACAUGCCAAUGUCAUUGCGCGGUGCUUGUAUUUGGGGCUGAAGCGCGCCAUAUACACGGGCAUGCUGUUUGGUAUGGUGGAAUCAACUGUCAUAUUUUCAACUGCCUUGAUCUUCUAUUACGGAGCGGUACUUGCAGCAUCAGGCGAGUUCAACGUGAACGAUGUGAUGAUGGUGUUUUCAAUGCUCCUAUUCAGCAUUGGAUAUGCGGCCCAAAUUCUCUCCUGGAGUUCGUAUGCUCCUGCAACACUCUUAAGAAACAUCGGACUUACCUUUUCCACAGUUCCCCAGAUCAACUCCUCUCGAGAGAUAGCGACGCAACUUAUUCGUCUCGCAAGGCUGCCACAAAAUGCAUCCCACGAGCACAUAGGCAGCCUGACACUCUCCAAUCUUACCCCAAUCAAGCUCACGAACCUGAAUUUCCGAUAUCCCUCACGACCAGAAACGACAGUCUUAAAGAACGUUUCAAUAUCAAUCCCUGCCAAUUCCUGCACGGCACUUGUAGGACGAUCUGGAUCAGGAAAAUCCACCAUUGCAUCACUACUUCUAGCCCUCUACGAAGCCCCAGUCUCCGAAAUAGGCCGACCGACAGUGACACUCGGCGGCGCAGAUAUCCUACGCUUGCACGUGCCAACCCUGCGCUCGCAAAUAUCCAUCGUAUCCCAGCAGCCAACUAUUUUCCCAGGCACCAUACACGAAAACAUCACCUACGGCCUCGACCGACACUCAUCUCUUGCUACAUCUCACAGUGUGCGUAUCGCCGCUCAAGGGGCGGGAAUUGACGACUUCAUCUCUUCCCUCCCUGCUGGCUACAAUACGGUCGUUGGAGAUGGCGGUGUUGGUCUUUCGGGUGGACAAAAACAGCGCAUCGUCAUUGCACGGGCGCUUUUACGCCGGCCACAAAUUUUGAUUCUCGACGAAGCUACUUCGAGUCUGGAUCCGGCUGGCGCGGAGGUUGUGCGCCAGACGGUAAGGAAAUUGGUGGCGGUGCGGAAGGAGCUUACGGUCAUUAUUAUCACGCAUGCAAAGGAAAUGAUUGAGAUUGCGGGUCAUGUCGUUCUUCUUGAUCAGGGGGUUGUUGUUGAGGAUGGUCCAUAUCGUCAACUGGUGAAUUUGCCGGGUGGGAAGUUGAAUGCUUUACUUAGGGAUCCUGAAGUCGAUUAA
This is a messenger RNA of Penicillium bovifimosum, 4137 nucleotides long. RefSeq names its product ABC transporter ATP-binding protein. Gene Ontology annotation, cellular component: membrane. The transcript is spliced from 4 exons. The record is from RefSeq and is a predicted model, not a curated record. Gene Ontology annotation, molecular function: ATP hydrolysis activity; ATP binding; ABC-type oligopeptide transporter activity. Lineage: Eukaryota; Fungi; Ascomycota; Eurotiomycetes; Eurotiales; Aspergillaceae. Bases 1 to 4137 code for a protein of 1378 amino acids. Gene Ontology annotation, biological process: transmembrane transport.